GAGACUCUGUGGGACAGCUCUGCACAGACACACACACACACACUUCACCGCUGUUUAACAAGAGAAACACCAAACUGAGACAGAAAAAUAUCAUCUGCUGCCAAACUUCCUGAGGACGCACCAGCAUAGAGUACCAUGAUGAUUAAGCCAUAUGUGAGACAAGGCGAGGGAGAGGAGGUCGUCAGCCCUCUGCAGUGGAUGGACGGAGACAUGAGCUCACCUGAUGGAGACGCAUCCGUCUCAUCACACUGCUACAGAGCAGGAGUGAACCAACAGGACGGGGAGAUGGGGAGCGAGGAUGCACAGGAGGACGAGGAGGACGAGGAGGAGGAGGGACAGGAGGAUGAAAACGAGUCCAAGCGACGCGGGCCCAAGAAAAAGCGAAUGACAAAGGCCCGGCAGGAGCGAUUCCGUGCGAGGCGUGUGAAGGCCAACGCCAGGGAGCGUUCGCGUAUGCACGGCCUAAACGAUGCACUGGAGAGCCUGCGCACCAUCAUGCCAUGUCACUCCAAAACACAGAAACUGUCCAAGAUCGAGACGUUACGGCUGGCUCGCAACUACAUCUGCGCCCUGUCCGAGGCCCUGGAGGGGGGCCUGUCCACGGAGAGCAGGGCCUUCAUGGAGACGCUGUGUAAGGGCCUUUCGCAGCCCACCAGCAACUUGGUGGCCGGCUGCUUGCAGCUUGGACCAGGUUCCGGUCCCGUGAUGAGGCCUGACGACAGACACAGAGUUCGGGCGGCUCCCACUCCUCUCGGCGGCGUGGUGAGCUACUCCUCUCCUGGCCUGCCAAGUCCGCCGUAUGGCACUUUUGACUCUGCUCACCUGCUUCACCUGAGAGCGAUGAAGGGAGGAGUGUACGAAAAUCACUCGCCAAAUGAGUACAACGGCGGCGGUGUGGGGACCCCUCCGUACGACGGCCCCCCUACACCGCCUCUGAGCAUCAGCAGUAACCUGGUGACCAAACAGGAGCCUUCGCCACACUACCCACCCCCACACCACUACUCCCCCUCCCCUGUGGACCAGGGCCUGUAUCAGACUCAGACCGGCUACGACGUUCACUUAGAGGGGCCGUAUGACUCCUACCAUCCACAGCACAUGCCCCCCCGACAGAUCACCUCCGUCUACAGAGACUAAGACGGAUCAGGAGGGUCGAUUCUGCUUCGGCCAUCGAUACAACCUGACUGCUCGUCUUCGCUCUCUGAUCCUCCACGAACACUGACUGACGCUGACUGAAGGAUCAGUCUGCUAGUAGAGCGACUGUAGAAUAAAAAAAUGGUUUGUUUACAUGUGAACAUUGUUAAAAUUAGAAAAUACUUGACUUAAACCAAUACAUUUUCUUAAAACACUGAUUACCAAAUAAUUUAAGAACCUCGAGGGUCCCAACAGGAAACGUUGCUUUGGCCACAGAUGUCCUGUUACUGUGAUAUAAGCACUUAUAAUUUGGUAACAUCCUACAUAAAUUAAAAGUAUUUUUAUUUAUUCUCUAAUUUAAUACAGUGUAUAUGGAGUUUGUUCUGAUGUGCAGGUGUGUGUCUGGAUUUCCUUUUGUACAUAUUUGUGGUCUCUUUGUUUGCUAGACUGAUAGUUCGUCACUUAUAUUACUUGUGUGUCCUUUUCUUUGUUGUUUAUUACAGUAUUUCAUGUUUUUCACUCGAAACAUAUUCAGAGGUAGAUUUCCUAGCGCAAUGUAGCUGAUUUUUGGAAGAAAAGGAGGAUGGUUUGAUUAAAUAUGGAUCAAGGUGAAGAAGCAAAAAUGUAAUUCUCAGGUUAAUAUUAUGAAAAUUAAUAUCUA
This is a messenger RNA of Sebastes umbrosus (honeycomb rockfish), 1792 nucleotides long. Its product is annotated as neurogenic differentiation factor 4-like. The coding region runs from base 136 to 1134 and encodes 332 amino acids. The record is from RefSeq and is a predicted model, not a curated record. Gene Ontology annotation, molecular function: protein dimerization activity. The transcript has 2 exons. NCBI's taxonomy places the organism in Eukaryota, Metazoa, Chordata, Actinopteri, Perciformes, Sebastidae.